Molecule: messenger RNA, 2167 nt
Organism: Ailuropoda melanoleuca (giant panda)
Lineage: Eukaryota; Metazoa; Chordata; Mammalia; Carnivora; Ursidae
Gene: IL20RA
Product: interleukin 20 receptor subunit alpha
Exons: 8
Coding region: 562-2073 (503 amino acids)
Biological process (GO): cytokine-mediated signaling pathway
Cellular component (GO): plasma membrane
Molecular function (GO): cytokine receptor activity; interleukin-20 binding
Source: RefSeq, a predicted model, not a curated record
CCGCGGGUGUCGCGUUCGCGCGCGCGGAGCGGGAGGCGCCGGGGUGGGCGCCAGGAGCCCCGGGAGAAACUCACCGCCGCCUCGCGCGCGCCUGCUGCGGCGACAAGUUUGCAGGGCUGAGAGUUUCACUCUUCCCGUUGCCGGGGGUGCACUGAGGUGGAGGAAGUGUGACAGUGGUGGCUCUGAGUGGAACCCGCAGCUCGGAACUUGCGGUGGGCGGCAGGGGCCCUGCGCAGGCGCCCGCCCGGACCCGCCGCCCUUCAACAGGGACCCACCCUGGGCUGGCAGUGACGGUUGCGCCUUCUAGAAAAUACCGACUCCCGGGAAGGGUCUGCUCGCAAAGAACAGGGUCUAGACAGAGGCAGCGUUUCUAAAAUAAGAUCGGCUCUCUUGAGCACGUCAUUGUUUCUCCUUUGCAGUUACGACCAUGUACAGAGUUCCCAGUAGAGCCUGUCCAUGUUGGUCAGAAUAGCCCAUUAAGUGGCAAACCUUCAUCUCGGAGUUCUCUGCAUCUCUGGUGGUUUACCCCAGCCUACGAAUAUCACCUUCUUAUCCAUAAACAUGAGGAAUAUUCUCCAGUGGAGUCCACCAGAGGGCCUACAAGGAGCUGAAGUUACUUAUACUGUGCAGUAUUUCAUCAGAUAUGGGCAAAAGAAGUGGCUGAAUAAAUCCGAAUGCAGAAAUAUCAAUAGGACCUGCUGUGAUCUCUCUGUGGAAACUUCUGAUUACGAACAUCAAUAUUAUGCUAAAGUUAAGGCCACUUGGGAAAGGAAUUGCUCCAAAUGGGCAGAAACUGGACGAUUCUAUCCAUUCUUAGAAACACAAAUUGGCCCACCAAGGGUUGCUUUGACUACAGACGAGAAAUCCAUUUCUAUUGUUCUGACGGCUCCAGAGAAGUGGAAAAGAAAUCCAGAAGACAGUCCUAUUUCCAUGCAACAGAUAUACUCUAAUCUGAAGUAUAAUGUGUCCGUAUAUAAUACUAAAUCUAACAGAACGUGGUCCCAGGAUGUGACCAACCACACACUGGUGCUGAGCUGGCUGGAGCCAGACACUCUGUACUGCGUGCGCGUGGAGUCCUUCGUCCCAGGGCCUCCUCGCCUUGCUCAGCCUUCUGACAAGCAGUGUGUCCGUACUUUGAAAGACCAAGCAUCAGCAUUGAAGGUUAAAAUCAUCUUCUGGUAUGUUUUGCCCGUAUCUGUUACCGUGUUUCUUUUUUCCGUGAUGGGCUACUCCAUGUACAGAUAUAUCCAUGUUGGCAAAGAGAAACACCCAGCAAAUUUGAUUUUGAUUUAUGGAAAUGAGUUUGACAAAAGAUUCUUUGUACCUGCUGAAAAAAUUGUGCUGAAUUUCAUCACCCUCAAUAUUUUGGAGGAUCCUAACACUUCUCACAGGGAUGUAAGUGUAAGGGGGAAAAGCAGCGAGGUAUGGGACCUGAACGAGCCCAUCGAGAACCACGAGCCACCUCAGGAGGACAUGGAGGUGAAACACGUAGGGUAUGCUUUACAUUUGAUGGACACUUUCUGUGACUCUGAGGAAAGCGCCAAGGGUACAUCCCUAACCCAGCAAGAGUCACUGGGCAGAACAACCCCCGCAGACAAAGCUGUCAUUGAAUACGAAUAUGCUGUAAGAACUGCUGGCGUUUGUGCAGGGCCUGGAGAUCAAGAGCUCAAUCUGCAGGAGGACAUGUCCCUCCAAGAACAAUUCCUUGAGCACCAGGCAGCUUUGGCAGACCUGGGCUCCCAAACACCACGGUAUUCGUAUGCGCCUCAGCUGCGAGACUUGGACCAGCUGCUGCAGGAGCACGUGGACACGGACAAGGAGCCAGAUGGAGAGGCAUCGACCACACUGGUCGAUUGGGACCCUCGGACUGGCAGGCUGUGCAUACCGUCAUUCUCUAGCUUUGAACAUGACUCAGACGGAUGUGAGCAGCCUGCGUACAAGGAGCUCAUGGAGGAGGGCCUCUUGUCUAGAUUCUAUGAGGACCAGGCUCCAGAUGAGCCAUCGGAAGAAAAUGAAGCCUAUCUCAUGAAAUUUAUGGAGGAAUGGGGAUUGUAUGUGCAAAUGCAGGACUAACACCUGAACUUCCCUUUCCACACACCUGCUGUUACAAGACACAUGCUUGCAAACAUAGGAGUGACCAAACAAUAAAGGAUGUGGGAUGAAAGAA